UAUUUCUGAGAAAAAAAGCCCUGCACACCAAGUUUGUACUGUGGACUAUAUAAGACGCAGUUGUGGAAGGUUUUGAAUGCAGCUUGAGUUGUUGGGACGUUUCGCCAGAAACAAAAAAAAGAAAAUUCUAGAGAAGGAAAGUGGACUGUUUUUCACGCAUGGUGUCAAACGGCGCCUGUCCAGGUCAAAGUAAACCAUCUGGAGGUGAGCAGUUGAAUUUCAUCUAAAACCCACCGUCAGACCGCCUCGCCGACGUGUGUGUGUUUGUGCAGUUCCUCUCCUCCUCUCCCUCAGCUGUAUAAGAUGUAACAGAUACACCGUAACAAGGCUGAAGGCGCGGAGCAGUGAUAAUCUCUUGUUUGGUUUCUCUGUGAAGCCUGCUUGCUGCUCCACAGCUCCCCUCUUAGCUCAGAGACGCCUGACAUUAUUGGACGUCGUCACCCGAUGUCCAAAAGUGUCCUGGCCGCUGAUUGGCCCAGUGCUCUUUGGAUGUUAUUCAUGCGUCUCCGGUUGGUUUGUGUGAGUGUGUAUGAGUGUGUGUAUGUCCGCAUGGUGAUGUGAUGUGAGGACUCUGUGAAGAUUCGACUGUCAUACAGCGGUGAAAAGCUCUGGGUGUGUGAGAGCAGUGCGCAAUAGCAACUAUAGCCAGUCUUAUAGUAAGUCACCGACCAUGACGCGCCGGAGCGCCUUUACGCAAGCAGGAUGUCCACAGUUUGUGAUAAUUACACCAGCCAGCAAUAUUCCGAAGAGAAAAUAACUAUGUUUUAGUGCUUCCCGCGCUCAUAUUUUGGAUACAAGCACAGGCCCACAGAGUGGAAGUGGAUUGAGAAAACAGAAGCCACGUUUUCAGAGAAGCAGCGAUGGAGGAGCAGCGGGAUCUGAACAGCACGGAUAGCAGCGAGGGAGAGAGCGUCUCCCCGUCCCCCAGCUUGCCCUCGCCGCCCAUACUGCCCCUGCAGGUCGCCCAGCAGGCCCACAGAACCACCAAUUUUUUCAUCGACAAUAUUCUACGGCCAGACUUCGGCUGCAAGAAGGAGCACGGCCUUGGCUCGCGGGAGAGGGCGCAGACCUCCGGCCGGGAGCGCGUCCACUCGGUGGUCAGCAGGCCAAGCCUUCCCGGGACGCCAUGCCAGGACUCCAACUGCAGCAGUGACAGCACUUCGUCUUCCGCCUCCUCCACUUCUUUGGCGAGUCCCAAAAAGAGCAACGGCAGCGGCGGAGGAGCCGCAGCCGCCGCCGGUUCUACCGGGAGCGGCGGCGUGAAAGCCGAGGAGAGGACUGGCGGCGGUGCCGCGGAGAACACCUCCUCCUCCCUUGUGGUGCUGAACGGCACCGGGGCGCCCACACCGGAGACCCAGCCGCUACUCUGGCCUGCAUGGGUCUACUGCACCCGGUACUCGGACAGGCCCUCAUCUGGCCCAAGGACACGGAAACUGAAAAAGUCGAAAAGCGGCAAAGAGGACAAACGGCCGCGCACGGCCUUCACGGCCGAGCAGCUGCAGAGACUGAAGACGGAGUUCCAGGUGAACCGCUACAUUACGGAGCAGCGGCGGCAGUCUCUGGCCCAGGAGCUCAACCUCAAUGAGUCUCAGAUCAAGAUCUGGUUUCAGAACAAGAGGGCCAAGAUCAAAAAGGCCAGCGGCUUCAAGAACGGGCUGGCGCUGCAGCUGAUGGCGCAGGGACUGUACAACCAUUCCACCACCACCAUACAGGAGGACAAGGAGGACAGCGACUGACCGGCCCGCCGCGCCACACGCGGCCUCCUCCACACACUGUGUACAUUGUAAAUAUAUAGUAUCUAAUUUAAUGAUGAAGACGGGGAGGUUUUGUCUGCAGAUCCUCUUCAUCUCCUCCUUCUCCUCCUCGGAUGUGACUGAACAGCUGAGCAGACUUCAGACUGUCCGACUGACCCGUCACCGCAAAACCAAAGAUUUUACUGGAGAACAGCCUGGACACUUUCACUAACUCUCAAGAAAAACUACUUCCUUCUCUCAGCCUAUUUCUGUUUCCUCCUGAGCUGAGAGUAAAAUACACCCCACAGCCCCCCCUCCCUGCCCCCCACCCCCCACAGCCAUAAUAAGGCCCACAUCGGCUGAUGUUUCCAGGCAGUUUCACUUCACCUCCCUGCAGCUCAUGUUGCUUGGUUGUAGACGGUGCUGCUGCACCCCCACCCCCCCACAGCCACAGACACCACUUAACACCACUUGAACAACCUUCAUUAGACUUUUGUUUUACAGUGUUUCUGGACCAACUGACUUCUCAGAGCCGUGAUGAUCCUAUGGUCAAUUUAACAGAGCAGCGUUAAUGAACACAGUGAACCCCCUCAGGAAUAUUAUAGGGAUAUUAUAGAAAUACUGUGACGUCACUUAGAGCUGCCAUUAACACGUGAGGUCAUGCCCACGUAUUUGAUUUUUUUGGAGGGGGCUUGAGGGGGGCGGAAGUAAAAUGAUCCGCCUAUGAAUAACAUGCCGCUUUCUUCAGUCACGUCGCAUCUCUCCACUAACUGUCCUCUAACCCGCGAGAUGUCCAUAGAAGUGGCUAUUCAUACAUCGCACUCCUGGAGUCUGAGCUGUACAUGUUGGUUUUAAUAUUUUUUAAAUAUUUUGAUUUAAUAUUUUUAAAUGCAAACAAUUACAAUCUGACCGUUUUUACACCUUUGAAUAAAUUCAGUCAAAACUGAGGCCUGUUGUUUUCUCCUUUCACAGGCUUCCAGUCAAAUUCAGACCAAACAGAAAAUACAGAUCAAUAAUUAAAAUGAUCAAUAAAAUGUUAAAGAUCCAAAUAUUUGGGAAAAUAAUGUGUUUGCUUUUUGGUGAUUUCGGAUCAUGAGCUCAGUGUUUGUAAAAUCCUCCACACCCCAAUCGGCCUGAUAGGAACAUGUUAGUGAUGCUAUAACAUAUGGAUUACUGAAAAAUGUGACGUCACCACUGGAGACUGGUUAUAGAUUAUAAUAAUGUUGCUGGACAUUUAAAUACACAACUAAAAUCCACCAAAACAGAACAACAGUGUUAAAUAAUCAUUUCUAUCAUAUUCCUAUAACUUCCUGUCACAGUUAUCUAACCUUCUGUUAUCUUUAUCAUUUCCCUGUGAUGCUUCCUGUGUGUUCUGUUGAGCUUCUUUUUCUCUGACUAUAGAAUCACUGAGACAUUCAGUAUCUACAAAAGACUUCACUGUCUGUACACAGAACCCAAACUGAGUCACGUCCUCUGUUGCCUUUAUGUUGGCAGGUAAACUGCACACACACAUAUGUUAGCUACUCCCGGGAAAAGAGCGGAUGGAUAUAUUCUGUACAUAAACCAUGUUUCCAAAUAAACACUUUUAUAUUAGAAAAAGAAAAAACUCCUCAGGAAACACACUGACCCAUUUUUUUCUCCUGGA
Seriola aureovittata is the source of this 3378-nucleotide messenger RNA. RefSeq names its product homeobox protein engrailed-1-like. NCBI's taxonomy places the organism in Eukaryota, Metazoa, Chordata, Actinopteri, Carangiformes, Carangidae. The record is from RefSeq and is a predicted model, not a curated record. Gene Ontology annotation, biological process: regulation of transcription by RNA polymerase II; neuron differentiation; multicellular organism development. Gene Ontology annotation, cellular component: nucleus. Gene Ontology annotation, molecular function: DNA-binding transcription factor activity, RNA polymerase II-specific; RNA polymerase II cis-regulatory region sequence-specific DNA binding. The transcript is spliced from 2 exons. The coding region runs from base 861 to 1736 and encodes 291 amino acids.